Dichomitus squalens LYAD-421 SS1 is the source of this 318-nucleotide messenger RNA. RefSeq lists its product as uncharacterized. NCBI's taxonomy places the organism in Eukaryota, Fungi, Basidiomycota, Agaricomycetes, Polyporales, Polyporaceae. The transcript is spliced from 3 exons. The record is from RefSeq and is a predicted model, not a curated record. The coding region runs from base 1 to 318 and encodes 105 amino acids.
AUGCCCCAAGCGAAGGAGAAGGAGAUGCCGAUGGCUAUGGUAGCCCUCGUGGGUGCAGCGAUUCAUGCCGCUCUCAGCGAGUGGAAAACCGGUGUGCACAAACCGAAACCAUUCUCAGCUGAUGCCGUUGCAGAUGCAUAUAACGAGCACAUCAUCCUCCUUACCGGCAUCAAGAACAAGAACCUGCGCGCAUAUCAUGCCAUGAUGCACCGCCUCUAUCGGGAGGCUAGUGGUAUCACUCCGGUCCCUGUCCAGGCUAUCGCAACUGGAGGCGACGCACUCGAGCAUAUCGACUUCGAGGGCAUGGAUAUCGACUAG